AUGACCUAUAAAUUAACAAUUGUGACCCAAAAAGAAGACACGAAACGGGAAAACAGGCAACUCCCGGCCAGCUUAGUGGACACGGAGGUGGACAAAUUGGACGCGGUGGACAAGGAGGACACGGAGGACAAAUUGGACUCGGUGGACAAUCUAGUCAUGGAGGACAAAUUGGUCGUGGUGGACAAUCUGGCCAUGGUGGACUUGGAGGUUCCUUGGGACAUGGCACCGUGGUCGAGCUCCGUCAGAGACCGAAAGCCGGAGAAGAAAGCUCCGCCAAAGAAAGAGCCUUUACCCAUCUUUGUAUUCGAUUGUAUUGUCACCCACUUGGAGGCCAACAAUACGGAGUUCAAACCUGCCAAGCUGGAAGUCACUGCCAACUUCUUUAAGACUCCACUUAUCCUCACGAAGAGUCAGAUAAAUGUCAGCGAUUUCAAGGCAAAUGCUGGACUCACCUUCCAAAAGGAACCCAAGGAGAUCAGGAAAAAUGUUAACGAAUGUGGCAUAUUUACAGUGGUGUACAGCAAAAAGGUGAUUGGCUCUGGCCAGGCAUCCUUUCCAUCCAGCGUGGUCGAUAGCAUCGAUAAGGACAUGACGGACAUCCUUCACUCGGAUGUAAUAACUGGUGUCGGCGGUCAGGUGACAGGAAAGCUGGAGUUCCUCUGCCGGCUGGUCAUCAUGUGCAUUGCCGAGGAGCCUGAAGCUCCGGGUGAGCGCAACGUGGACAGGAGCAUCAAUCCGCAGGACAUCAUUGUGAUGGGCGAGUCACAGGUGUGUCCCAGUGCCUGCGAGCCCUGCCAAAACGACUUGGAGGAGGAGGAAGGUGAUGAACGCCUCAAACUGGACCUGGAUCGAUAUCGCAGCCAGGGAGGAGGAAUAAAGCCCUAUAAAAUGAUGACUGAGAACGGAUCCGGCAUACGCUGCUGUGAACUUAAGAAAAUGGCCAUUGAGUACGAGCGGAUGAUUGAUUCAAUAACCAAAAGGACAGGGAUGCCACCACCCAAGCCUCCUUGCCGAGAUCCGGAUGAGGCAAACAACUUUGGCAUGAAUCCCUGCUGGUGUCAACCGGAACCUCCGCCGUUCCUUGAGCUCCCCGAAAAGCCGGACAAGCCAUGCUUCGUCUACAUGCCCGCCGUCCAGGAUCAAGAGCCGGACUUUUGCGAGAAGAACCUCAUUCCGGUGCCCAUUGCCGACUGCGAUGGCCACAAGCCGGAGAUCAAGCCCAUUCGCUUCUGUCCAGUGUGCCUGACCAACAUGUCCUGGCUGCCCAAGUUCGCAGCGUGUCCGAAGUGUGGAAUCAAACCCAUGCCCGUGGUGGAGGAGCGGCACAAGGAGAAGAAGCUGUCGGCGGACCAGAUUCUGCUUGAGUACCUGGGAAAGGGUCCGGCCACCUUGGAUGACUACUGCACCGAUCCCUGCGACAAGGCCAAGAAGGACAAGGAGGCCGCCGAGGACGAGGAGUGUCCACCAUGUCGCUGCACCUGCAAGUUCGGCAAGAUGUGUGCCCACUGUCGCAUCCGGAAGCUGUGCUCCGAUAUAUUCAAGAGCGACCAGGUGGGCCCCAAGUGCCCCAAAGUGGAGCCCAAGGAGUCGGAGGACUACUGCGUGGUCAACAAGAGCUCCGACGACUGUCGACCCUACCUGGCCAAGGUCUUCUCCGAGCUGCGCGAUCUGUACGACAUUAAGGACACCAAGAAGAUGUCCGAGCUGGACGAGAACUGCGAUCGGGCAGUGCCCAAGACGGAGAAGCCCAAGGCGGAAAAGACGGAUCAAAAGAAGGUCGAAGGUCAGGCGCCCAAGAAGGCACCCUAUAUUCCACCCAACAACAAGGGUCAGAUCUCCAGCAGGCACAAGCAGUGCGUCCACCAAUCGGGAUUCGUGUCCCGACGACAUGGCUGGGCCUGGAGCAAGAGCUGGGAGGCCAAGAAGCUGGGCUGGCGACCCGGAGCCAUCCGCAAGCCCAUUAAGCACCUGAUGAAGUUCUUCCUGGAGCAACCUGCUCGGGAGAAUGCCUUCGCCAAGUGCAAGGAUACGGAGACCUUGGAGCGGGAAAAGGAGCUGGCUUCGCCGGUUUUGAAUAUCUGCAAGAAGAAUGGUGAGAUCUUCAUCACCCUAAGACCACUUAGCACACUGGGAGUGCGCCAGAAACCGAUCACCUUCCGGGUGGUGAAGAGAAUGGCGGUGGCUCUCCGGGAGAUCAAGAGGAAGCUGAAGGACAAGGGAUUCCGGAAGUGCACCUGCCACCAGACCCUCAUGAUGUGCCACUGCCGGGAUCCCACCGAGAAGGUGCACCUCCAGAGGGCCUUGAACAGGGAGUGCCGACGUCACUGUAUUCCUCCAGCUGGUGACCAUCUGGUGCUCACCGACACUAGCGAAAGCGACAUGGAAUUCGACUUCGAGGUCACUCCGCCAGCGGGAACGGAGCAACCGCCUCGGGCACCCUCGCCGGAGACGGUGAACCAUGGCACCCAGACCUCCAAAAAGGACCAGAUGCCUCUUCCUCACUAUCCCGUCCGUGUGCCUCCCUACUACAGAGCCUUCGACUGCGCCGUGGGCGAUCGCUACAUGGGCACAUCCUUUGGCUGGCCGGGUGAAGUGGUCUUUGAGGACGUCUUUGGGAUGAUGGGCGGCGGACCACAUGGACCCAAUCCGAUGCCCUGUGGAAGACCACGAGUACCCGGCGCUUGGGGAGGUGGCGGAGGCGGUGCCGGCGGUGCAGGAGGCUUUGGAGGAUGGGGACCAGGAGGAGGCGGUGGUGGAGGAGUUUUUGGCGGAGGAAGAGGAAGGGGAUUCGGUGGACCCGGUGGUGCCUUUGGAGGCGGACCAGGAGGUCCCGGGGGUAUGGGCGGCGGCUCCGGAGGAGGCGCCUGGAAGGGAUUCCCUGGCACUGCCGCCGGAAAACCCAAAGGCGUCAAAGCCGAACCCAUUCCAGUGCGCUAUCCCAAGAGAUUCCUCAAACCCGCCGAGGAAGCUGCCAAGGCAGCCAAGCAGGCAGAGAAGGACGCAAAGGAGGCGAAGAAGAAGGGCAUCAACAUGAUCAAGUACCUGCAAAAGAAGGGCACCCUGGUCCGACCCUGGAAUCCGCAGGAGGGCAAGGACAAGAGGCCCAGGCCACCCAAAGGUGGGCCAAUCGGUGAUGAUGGCCUCAAGCCCAAUGAGAGAAAGCUGAAAAUGCUCCUGGCCGUUCCACCCACUCCAAUCUGUGCGAUGCCAAGGCGAGGCAAAGCUCAUCCCUGCGAUCCCUAUCGCAUUGAUAUUGUCUGCUGACGGAUCUUCCAUUGGACUCUAAUCUAUUGUCUCCGCAUCAUCCUUUCCAAUGUCGCGAAAUCUUCGAAUGGCCCUUUCAAAUACUCUGUCUCGUAUAUUUUAUAAUAUACCUAGAACAUUUUAUUUUA
Messenger RNA from Drosophila suzukii, 3392 nucleotides. The record is from RefSeq and is a predicted model, not a curated record. NCBI's taxonomy places the organism in Eukaryota, Metazoa, Arthropoda, Insecta, Diptera, Drosophilidae.